Messenger RNA from Maylandia zebra (zebra mbuna), 1396 nucleotides. RefSeq names its product hepatic sodium/bile acid cotransporter. Gene Ontology annotation, biological process: bile acid and bile salt transport. The record is from RefSeq and is a predicted model, not a curated record. Gene Ontology annotation, molecular function: bile acid:sodium symporter activity. Gene Ontology annotation, cellular component: membrane. Lineage: Eukaryota; Metazoa; Chordata; Actinopteri; Cichliformes; Cichlidae.
CCUCCAUGUGUCAUUUGAAUCAUAUAAAAGGAGUGGCAACACAAAAGGAGUUUAUUUUAUGACAAAGAGAUGAGAGCAGAGCAAAGGAAGAAUCUGACCUAAAAGCUCAGAACCUCUUGUUUCUUCUGAUUUGAAGGCACCAUGAACAACACAGCAAACCUGACCUCUCAUCAAGAUUUGUGGCGCAAUGUGACAGUUGGAAACACCACCUGGGUUUACCGUCCUGCUGUGAACUCUGCUCUUAAUGAUGCCAUUUCAGCAGUGGUUAUAAUCAUAAUCAUCAUCAACAUGGUUUCACUUGGAUGCACCAUGGAGGUGUCUAAGAUCAAGUAUCACAUCAUGAAACCUAAGGGGGUGGCUAUUGCAGUUGUGUCCCAGUAUGUGAUCAUGCCUCUUACAGCCUUUUGCUUGGCUAAGGGGUUCCAGUUGAGUGAUAUAACAGCUGUGAGUGUUCUGGUCUGUGGCUGCUGUCCUGGAGGACAGUUCUCCAACACAUUGACUCUGGCACUAAAGGGGGACAUCAACCUCAGCAUCGUGAUGACUUCCUGCUCCAUGUUGUUGGCUAUGGGUAUGAUGCCUCUCCUGCUCUACAUCUACUGCAAGAGUUUCCCCAGCGUGCGGAACGCUGUCCCGUAUGUUCAAAUCAUCUUAUCGUUGGUCUUGACCCUUGUCCCGUGUGGCAUCGGCAUCCUCAUCAACACCUACAGGCCACAGUAUUCAAAGAGGGUCACAAAGGUAGGCAUGAUUAUCUUGCUGAUUUUUACUGUGGUGACCUUGACCUUAGCUAUUAUUGCAAACGGACGCUACAUCCUGACUGUGCUGUCUCCUUCACUCUUGGCCAUCGCUGGUCUCAUGCCUUUGAUAGGCUACUGCUUUGGAUAUGUCUUCUCUGCGAUCUUCAGACUCAGCCAAAGGGAGCGGAGGACCGUUUCCAUGGAAACAGGCUGUCAGAAUAUUGUGCUGUGCGCCACCAUAUUGAAGGUAGCCUUCCCUAUCGAAGUGGUGGGUCCUCUGUAUCUAUUCCCGGUAGUCUACUUUGUGUUUCAGUUCUUCGAGGCGGCGAUGAUCAUCAUGCUGUUUUGGUGCUACCAAAGGUUCAAGAAAAAGGAGAAAGAGCCUUACCAGCCUGCGGCCACUGGAGAGGAUUUGAAAGAGUCUGAUGUGUGAUGUCAAUUACCACUCAUAUAUUUCUCUAUUAGCGUGCACUGUUACACCAAAGGGGCUCCAGAUGAAGGAGACAAAAUCAUACAGCUUACUGAACAAACAGAAAAAUGUGCAACUGUAUUUCUUGAUUAUUAUACCAUCUUGUUAUGAAACUUGUUAAUGUUGCAGUAACUUCAUUUACAAAGCACCAGUGAAAAGAAAAUCCAGUUUUAAAUAAAUUUUUGAAAAAUUA